Molecule: messenger RNA, 705 nt
Organism: Rhodofomes roseus
Lineage: Eukaryota; Fungi; Basidiomycota; Agaricomycetes; Polyporales; Fomitopsidaceae
Product: NAD-P-binding protein
Exons: 4
Coding region: 1-705 (234 amino acids)
Source: RefSeq, a predicted model, not a curated record
AUGGCAAACACCGCUAGUACCUGGCUUAUCGUAGGAGCUUCUCGCGGCCUCGGCCUCGAGCUCGUUCGACAACUGAUUGCAACGUCAAAUACUGUAAUCGCCGCAUGUCGGAACCCUUCCUCCGCGUCCCAGUUGCAAGCCCUCGAGCCCACCGGCGCAGAGCUGCACAUCAUACAACUGGACGUCAGCAGCGAAGAGAGCAUCCGCGCGAGCGUCGGGAAGGUUGAGGCGGUGCUGAAUGGUCGCGGCCUCGACUACCUCUAUAACAACGCUGGUAUCCUUGCGCAAGACGACGCGUUCAAUUUCUCGUAUAGUGAGUUCCUUGCGAUACUACAGACGAACGUCGUUGGGCCCGCGCUGCUUGCGUCGCUGUGUCUCCCGUUCCUGGAGAAGGGCAACAAGAAGACGAUCGUCAACGUUAGCUCGUCUAUGGGCGGCCUUACCCAUGACUACGGCGCUAGUGCGGCGAGGUACAGUGCGAGCAAGGCUGCGAUGAACAUGCUUACGCACAAGCAGGCCAAAACUCGCCCUGACCUCAUCGUAAUAUCAUUAUGCCCGGGCUGGGUGCAGACGGACUUGGGCGGCGUGUCAGCUCCGCUGGAGCCCCCGGAGAGUGUCGCCGGCCAGUUGAAGGUGGUGUUGGGACUCAAGAAGGAGGACACGGGGAAGUUUAUUCGCUAUGACGGCCAGGAGCUCACUUGGUAA